Oldenlandia corymbosa var. corymbosa is the source of this 3504-nucleotide messenger RNA. NCBI's taxonomy places the organism in Eukaryota, Viridiplantae, Streptophyta, Magnoliopsida, Gentianales, Rubiaceae. The record is from the annotation of a GenBank genome assembly.
AUGGCGGAUGCAAUAAUUGGUGCCACCAUUCAAGUUCUGUUGGAGAAAGCAAUAUCUCUGGCCACGGACAGGAUUGGCUCUGUAUUUGGACUCAAGAAGGAAUUGGAAGCCUUACAAGAAUCUGCUGCCACAAUCCAAGCUGUGUUGGCUGACGCUGAGAUUAAGUAUGAUAAAAGCCAACUCGUGCAGCGAUGGCUCGAGAAGGUUGUAAGUGUGGCUUUUGAGAUUAAUCAUGUGCUGGAUGAGCUUAACUAUGAGAUUCUUCGUCGAAAAGUGAGAUCAAGGAAUCAACAGAAGGUAUGUUUGUUCUUCUCCUCAUGUAAACAUGAUAUUUCAUUUCGGUGGAGAAUUGGUUAUAAGGUUAGGGAUGCAAACUGUAAGUUGAAAAACUUCAAUCUCGAAGCUACUGAGAUUGGAUUGAUCAGGAUGGCAGCUUCACUGCUUCCUACUGCUUCUAUAACCGUGGCUGCUGUUGAAUCGGCAAAAAGCCGAGAAACCAACUCCCGUGUUGUUCCCCAGUAUGUUGUAGGAAGAGCCAAAGAAGAAUCUGAAAUUGUGAAUCUUUUGUUAGGCUCAUCUAACCAAAAUAUUUAUGUUCUUCCCAUCGUUGGUAUGGGUGGAAUUGGAAAAACUACUUUGGUUAAAUCCGUAUAUAACAACCAACAUAUCGAGAGUCACUUCAGCAAAAGAAUUUGGAUCCGCGUGUCUGAAAAUUUUGAAGUGACUGAACUUUUUAGAGCAAUUUUGGAAUCACUGAAGGAAGAAAAAGUCGAAAUAUCUUCCCAAGAUGCAAUUGUUAAAGAAGUAGGCAAAGAUCUUCACGGGCAAAGGUUUCUUUUAGUUCUUGAUGAUGUAUGGAAUGAGAAUCCCAAGUUGUGGGAUGACUUUUUCCUCUCUUUGGUGGCGCUAUGCACCAUACCCGGAAGCUGCUGUCUUUUGACAACUCGUCUAAAGACGACAGCAAACCUUGGAGGUAGUCGCGGUGUUUAUACUUUAAAUAAGCUUUCGGAUGAAGACUGUUGGUCCAUCAUUAAACAAAAGGCAACUGCGGGUGGAGAAAUGCCCGAAGAACUGAAUAAACACAAGGCCCAAAUCCUGAGCAGAUGCCAUGGUUUACCACUAGCUGCAAAUGCCAUUGGAGGUUUACUAUGUCUGCAGAGAAAAGAGGAUUGGCUCUCAAUUGUGAAUGACAAGGUUUUGAAGCCAAGCAGAGAUCUUGAAGAUGACAUUUCGCGAAUUCUGAAGCUGAGCUUUGAUUAUUUGCCUUCUCCAUCUAUUAAGAAAUGCUUUGCUUAUUGUUCAGUAUUUGCCAAAGACACAAUCAUAGAAAGAGAUGAACUGAUUGAACUCUGGGUCGCAGAGGGUUUUCUUCAAGAGAAAAGUGAAAGUGGAACAACCAUGGAAGAAAUGGGAGGCAACUACCUCAGAAUUUUAUUGCAAAGUUCCUUGUUGGAAGUUAAAGGAGACCGUUAUCAAAUGCACAGUCUUGUUCAUGAUCUAGCAAUGUUAGUUUCAAAGACUAAAAGUUCCAAAAUGGAGAAAAAUAACCAGGUCCGACACCUUUCACUGAACUCAUGUGGAGAGGAGACAGAAAAGGUCCUGAAUGCAAUGUCGUCACCAUUUAUUCGAAAAAUAGUUGUGAAUAGUAGCAUAUCUGAUGAAAUGUUGCUGAAGUUUAAGUUCAUUCAUGUGCUGAAUUUGUCUGGUGGAGUAAUUAUAAAGGAGUUACCGAGGUGUAUAAGAAAACUCAAACACCUUCGCUAUCUCAACCUCUCACGAUCUAAAAUUCAGGAGCUGCCAGAAACUCUUUGCAAACUUUACAAUUUGCAAACACUGAGGUUGAAUGGGUGCUUCCAUCUGCAAAGUCUUCCGCGAAGGUUGAACAAUCUGAUAGGUUUGAGGCACUUACAUUAUUUUGACUUCUAUGAGAGGUUACAAAUGCCACCAGAGAUGGGACGACUAACUUGCCUUCAGACUCUGAAGUUCUUUAAUGUAGGAGAAGAGAAGGGUUGUGGAAUUGAUGAGCUUGGACACAUGGAACAACUUAAAGGUGAACUUCAUAUACGGAAUCUUGAACUUGUAAAGGGCAAAGAAGAAGCAAGGCUGGCAAAUUUGUUCUGCAAGCCAAAUCUGAUGACGCUGGGAUUAUAUUGGACAAGUGCAGAUCGUUAUGGCAUUGAGAAUUGCGACAAGCAUGUGUUAGAAGGCCUUGAACCUCACUCAAAUCUACAAGAGUUGAGAAUAGAUGAUUUUAUGGGUGAUCAAUUCCCUCAAUGGAUUGGAAACUUGUCAUUGUUGGUGAAGCUGGAGUUUUACAAUUGCAAGAGAUGCACGGAACUUCCAGGUUUUGGACAUCUUCCACGUCUUGAAAACCUCACAAUAUGGGGUUUAGAAAGCCUUAGUUGUAUUGGUGAUUCAUUCUACCAACCCUAUGGUGGCGGCCGAGUGGCAUCCAUGUCCAGGAGAAAAUUGUUUCCUGCCCUUAAAACUCUUGCCCUAAUCCAACUGUCACAUUUGACAGAAUGGAAAGAAGUAAAACCAGUUGACUGUGAUGGUGAUGAUGUUGGUGUUUUGUUUCCCAGGUUGGAGUCCUUGUGCAUCAAUGCAUGUCCCCAGUUGCGCAACACUCCAACUCACUUUCCCACUCUUAAUAAAUUGGAAAUAUUGGGAGAUCUGCGAUUUUCUGUGGUUCAAAACAUUCUCAGGAGUAGUGCUGGUGCUCUCAAGUCUUUUUCCAUAAGAAGUAUGGAUGAACUGACUUGUUUUUCCGAUUUGAUUGCGUUACAAGAACACAACAGCGUCAUCAGUCAUAAUCAUCUUGCAUCUCUUGAGUAUCUUGAAAUUGAAGGAUGCAAUGGUUUGAUCAAUAUACCAAGUGAAACACUGGAGGGUUGCACAUCUCUCACGUCCAUUUUGAUCACAAAUUGCUCGAAUUUGAUAUCAUUUCCUGUUGAUCUGCAACGGCUUUCUUCUCUCUCAUCAAUGUUGUUCAAAGACUGCCCGCAAUUGUUCUCCCGAAAUGGUAACAUGCCUGGAGGAUUUGAUCACCUGACCAACUUAAAGGAACUUUCUGUGGGUCCUUUCUCGGAUGAUUCAGUUGAAUUGUUUGACUGGGCAGGAUUAGCAUCAUGUUCAUCUACACUCAGCAAACUUCAUUUAUAUGGGAUGCCUCAAAUGCAAAAAGCGCUACCCGAUCAACUCCAACACUUGACUUCAUUAACAUAUUUAGUUCUAGCGAGUUAUGGUUCACUGGAAGCUUUACCUGACUGGUUAGGAAACCUGGCAUCUUUAGAAACACUUGAGUUAUGGGACUUCCCAAAGCUUCGAUGCUUGCCUUCCAUGGACGCCAUGGCGCGCCUGACCAAAUUUCGGGUAUUGGUGCUUUACGGCUGCCCUAUUCUCAAGGAAAGAUGCAAUGGUGAAAUCAAUGGCUCAUCAGACUCGGAAUGGUCCAAAAUUUCUCAGCUUCCCAAUCUCGGAAUCAACAUUCUUCAAGUAAUUUAA